Molecule: messenger RNA, 1450 nt
Organism: Mauremys reevesii (Reeves's turtle)
Lineage: Eukaryota; Metazoa; Chordata; Testudines; Geoemydidae
Product: interleukin-17F-like
Exons: 5
Coding region: 409-876 (155 amino acids)
Biological process (GO): inflammatory response
Cellular component (GO): extracellular region
Molecular function (GO): cytokine activity
Source: RefSeq, a predicted model, not a curated record
GGCAAUAGGUGGAAGCCAGUUCUCUCAGGUUGAUGUCCUGGUUAACUUCACUGCUUUCCAAAGGACUCUCAGGGCCUGUAGAAUGACAAGAAGUUGAGACAGAACCUCAUUAGAUGAUGAUGCUUGGAGGAUAUUUUGAUGCAACGUGAUGGUGUUGCCCCACAGUUCACCAACGCUAGCACAAUCCAGAUGUCAUGACUAAGGCUACAUUUAUGUCAUGGAAGUCACAGAAUCCGUGGGGGUCCUGCCAGGGUUCCAGCGACAGGCAACAGCAUUGACAAGCAACGGGGGGGCCUGCAAUGUUCCAGCAUCAGAUGGAGAGAGAAGCCAAGCAGGUACCACAUCUCCUGAAAAUAUAUCUGGAAUAAUCCAUCUAAGAUCACAGAAAUUUUCCGUUCACUGCUGUUAAUGCUGAUCCUGGUGCUCCAGGCUAAGAAUUCAGCCCACGGAAAGGCAGUGCAGCCUGGAUUCAACAUAGAGAAAGGCACUGAUGAGAAAAAGAGUGAUGACUGCCCGCCCCGAAAGGAUUUCAAAUUCCCUCUAAGUGUGCAAGUUGACAUAAGCAUCAGCAGCACAAAGCAUGCUAUCAAAGUGGGCCAUGAUGUCAGUAACCGGUCUAUGUCUCCCUGGGAUUACAGCAUUAACGAAGAUCCCAACCGGUUCCCCCAAGUGAUCGCUCAGGCCAAGUGCCGCCAUUACAGCUGUGUGGACUCCACCGGACAGGAGGACUACAGCAUGAAUUCCAUCCCCAUCCAACACGAGAUCCUUGUUCUCCAACGGGAGCAGAGAGGCUGCCAGCACGCUUACCGGCUGGAGAAACAGCUGGUCACCGUGGGCUGUACCUGUGCCAGGCCCAUCAUCCACUACCUGCAGUAAGAGAAGCCAGAAGAUCAGAAGAAGGAAACACAUGGAGAACCAGCCAUGGGCCUCAGAUUUAACAAAUGGCCUGAUCCAACUCCCACUGAAAAGAGUUGGAGUCUUUCCACUGAUUUCACUGGAAUUGGGCCAGGCCAUAAUCAAUAGCCAGAUUCAAAGACAGCUGGCCAAAAAAGAGGGGAGAAAUACACAAUUUUUUAAAAAAAUUUCCCCCAGAUUUUGAAAUUCUGAAUUUCAAAAUUCAACCAGAUCCAUAAGUGCGAGAUAAAAGGGUGAAAACUUUCAUAAUUUGAUAUCAACCUUUUCCCCCAUUUGUUUGUUGUUUUUUAUUUCAAAAUUCAAACCAUUUUGACCAGCUCUAGAGUCAAUCAAAGCCUUGGGGAAAUCAACCUGAAUCGGAAUCUAAAAUCCAGAGGCUUUUUUAAGUGCUCAUAAAAGUAAAUUAUUAUAUUUGUAACAGCACAAGACUUUAAAAAAAGCAAAAAUGUAGUUUUCUUUCUUUUUCUGCAAAUGGAUAUGGAACAUAAAACCAAAUUUGCAGCAAUUUAACUAUCUAUGUAAACCCCCAGGAAAA